This is a messenger RNA of Centropristis striata (black sea bass), 1404 nucleotides long. It is a transcript of the gene polr2c, whose product is annotated as RNA polymerase II subunit C. Bases 122 to 949 code for a protein of 275 amino acids. Gene Ontology annotation, molecular function: DNA-directed RNA polymerase activity; protein dimerization activity. The record is from RefSeq and is a predicted model, not a curated record. The transcript is spliced from 9 exons. NCBI's taxonomy places the organism in Eukaryota, Metazoa, Chordata, Actinopteri, Perciformes, Serranidae. Gene Ontology annotation, cellular component: RNA polymerase II, core complex. Gene Ontology annotation, biological process: DNA-templated transcription.
CAUCUUCUGGCCAAUCAGCGGAUGGUAAAUAUUUCCGUUGAGGUCCGCUUCAAGUCGAAGCGGUAGUGGCUUGUGUGAACGGUUUUCAAGCGUUUAUUUUUGUACUUAUUUAGCUCCAAUAAUGCCGUAUGCUAACCAGCCGACGGUGAAAAUCACGGAACUGACGGACGAAAAUGUCAAAUUUGUCAUUGAAAACACUGAUUUGGCUGUUGCCAACUCUAUCCGCCGUGUCUUCAUGUCAGAAGUGGCCACUAUAGCAAUUGACUGGAUCCAAAUCGAUGCAAAUUCUUCAGUACUGCAUGAUGAGUUCAUUGCACACAGGGUUGGUCUCAUACCUCUUACAAGUGAUGACAUCGUGGACAAAAUGCAAUAUUCCAGGGACUGUGCUUGUGAUGAUUUUUGUCCAGAGUGUUCUGUCGAGUUGACGCUUGAUGUUCGAUGUACUGAGGACCAGACGCGUCAUGUCACCUCACGUGACCUUCUGUCCAACAACCCCAGAGUCAUCCCGGUGACCUCCAGGAGUAGAGACAAUGAUCCCAAUGACUACGUUGAACAAGAUGACAUUUUGCUGGUUAAGCUACGUAAAGGUCAGGAACUGCGGCUCAGAGCGUACGCCAAGAAAGGCUUCGGUAAGGAGCACGCCAAGUGGAACCCGACAGCAGGGGUUUCCUUCGAGUAUGACCCAGACAACGCACUGAGGCACACGGUGUACCCACGACCAGAGGAGUGGCCAAAGAGUGAAUACUCCGAGAUUGAGGAGGAUGAGGUUCAGGCCCCCUAUGACCCCAAUGGAAAGCCAGAAAGGUUCUAUUACAACGUGGAGUCGUGUGGCUCUCUGCGACCAGAGACUAUCGUCAUGUCAGCGCUGGCCGUCCUCAAGAAAAAACUGAGUGACCUGCAGACUCAACUGAGCCACGAGAUCCAGAGCGACGUGCUCACCAUCAACUGAGGGCCGCCGCCUAAUGGAGCAGGACCUGCAUUCACACACAUCUGUAAAGAUCAUUUCACAAAUAUUGUUGAUGGAAUUAAAAUCAUCCUUCCUGGAUACAGGCCUUGGAUCUGUAUGUGUCAGUUAUCAAAGAAAAAUGUUUCAAUAUUUGAUAACAACACUCAUUAUUUGAUACACAUACUUCCAUGUACACAAUUACAGAUGAUGUGAAGUUUACUUUAAUUUACCUGGACAUGUAUUUUUGGAAUGAUUUCAACACCGGCAGUGAUUUUAACUCAAGUUGUGUGUUUGUUUGAAGCAUCUUGUGCAUGUUCAGAGCGUGAAAGGGAGUUUGUCACAGAAUCGGGGAAAAAAAAAAAAAAAGUAUUGGGCCCCUCAUCCACCCACUCCAGCACUGUACAACUAUUACAUUAUUAUGUUAAAUGUUACUUUUAAAAUAAACUUUUCUUAAGGAA